This is a messenger RNA of Ogataea haglerorum, 711 nucleotides long. RefSeq lists its product as uncharacterized. The record is from RefSeq and is a predicted model, not a curated record. The coding region runs from base 1 to 711 and encodes 236 amino acids. The transcript has a single exon. NCBI's taxonomy places the organism in Eukaryota, Fungi, Ascomycota, Pichiomycetes, Pichiales, Pichiaceae.
AUGGCUUCGCUAGAAGACGAGCACUCUCAAGUUUACAGACAGCUAGUAUCUGUAGUAGACCAGCUACUAGUUGCAACGAAGAAGGCCAAAUUGGAAGAGCUUCCGCAGACGAUUGAUAAAGAGUUUGAUGAAGCGUUGCAGAAAAUGCCAGAUCUUCAACUGGCGCUUCUGCACGCGGAAAUACUCCACAAGGAUUCAGAGGAGACGGUAAACUCAUUUCUGGAGAAAAUGCUGAAUAUACGACUUCGCAUAAUUGAACAGCAUAUGAUAACAUAUCCCAUACUGCGUGCUAUUCACACGGAUAACGAUUCCAAUAUAGCCAGACUAGCUAAAGAGUGCGACAGGUCGAACAAGUCUUUCAUGGAUGAAUUGAACAAGACCGAUAGUAUUCAUAGUUUCCUGGAUGGGUCAAUUGAGAACGUGAACAAGAGCCUUGGAGGGCUUCGUGAAUUGGUGCAAAAAUAUCUACAUCUUGUGGAGGAAAAUAAAAACCUCUCUUUUCAAAACAAAAUCAGGGAGGAAGAGCAUAUUCCAGAACUGGAGCGUUUGAAAGAAAGAUGCGCCCAUCUGAUCAAAAAGAAUCUUGCCCUAAGCAGUUUCAAUAUCAGUCUCAUAUCAUCACUUUCCAAAUCUGAUGUGUACAAUGAUACAUAUUUACGCGAGACACUGCUAUUCUGUGGUGAUUACGAUGAUUACAAGCUCGAAGAAUAG